AUGAAUCACACCUCCCUUCUCACCAGACAAUUCCAGCGCCAUUUCUCAGCCUGCCCGAUCAAUCACCACCUCGACUCUUUCACCCGCCGCCUCUUCAAGCUCCCACCUCGCCCUCCCUCUCCCUCCCAACACCACAAUGACCUUGACUCCUUCCUCGCCUACGCACAGCGCACCUCACUCCCCCAAACAAGCACCUCCUACAUAGGCACCCAUUACGAAUACACCGUCCAGCAAACCCUCCGCCGCUCCGCCUUCGACCUCCACCGCGUCGGCGGCCGCGACGAUGCCGGCAUCGACCUCGUAGGCACCUGGCACCUCCCGCAACACGAACACCCGCUCCGCGUCUUCGUGCAGUGCAAGUCUCUCAAGACGAAGCUGGGGCCGAACCUCGUGCGCGAACUCGAGGGCACAUUCCGCCAGUCGGCGCCGGUGGGGUGGCGCGGCGUCGCCAAGGUCGGGGUCCUGGUUGGGCCGCGCGAGGCGACGAAGGGCGUCCGGGAGGCGAUGGCGCGCAGUGCGUGGCCGGUUCUAUGGAUGAUGGUCGAGCGGGACGGGGAGCUGCGGCAGGCGCUGUGGAAUGCGCGGGUGGAGGAGCUGGGGUUGGGGCCGUUGGGGGUGGAGAUGUUAUAUGGCGGUGGUGGGGGUGAUGGUGAUGUUGGGUCGCGCAAGCGGAUCGGCUUGACCUGGGAUGGGUGUCAAAUGCCAUCUAUGGAUCAGGUUGAGGAGCACAUGGCUCAGUUGCAGGCUGACUGGCUCCAGCUGUGGGAUUCGGGUGCCGACGCGCCCACGAGUCGCCAGGGUGAAUUAUUGGAUCUGAUACAGCGGCUGUAUCCUGAUGAGAAGCCGCUUUUGUCAGGGAAGGGGACGUGCAGCACUUUGACUGAUGCAGAUAGGGCGAAGGUCCUACAAUCGCUUCGGAACAAGUCACAGUCUUCUGGUGAGGAUAAUUGA
Molecule: messenger RNA, 951 nt
Organism: Aspergillus clavatus NRRL 1
Lineage: Eukaryota; Fungi; Ascomycota; Eurotiomycetes; Eurotiales; Aspergillaceae
Exons: 1
Coding region: 1-951 (316 amino acids)
Cellular component (GO): mitochondrion
Molecular function (GO): nucleic acid binding
Source: RefSeq, a predicted model, not a curated record